ACUUGUUUUAUACAGAUGGAUUGGAACAAUCGACAACAAAUGUUGCAAAAAUGGCAGCCUUUUGGGUUGCAACAGAUGCAGCAGAUGCAGCAACAGCAACUACAACAGCAACACCAAUUGCAAGCACAUCAGCAGCAGCAGCAGCAGCAACAACUUCCGCAGCCACCACCGCCACCACCCCCACAGCAGCACCCACAACAACCAUUACCACAACCAAUGCCACAACAGCUUCACCCUCCACUGCCUCAGAUUCCACAAAUUGCCCCAAAAAUCAACAGAACUGGAGGCUCGGCAACCCCACAUUGUCUUGUGUGCAAUGUACAUCUUGGCAUGUUUGCCAAGGGUGGCAUGGAAGUUUUCUCUGAAAAGGUCACUACAUCUUUUGGAAAGAUGCAGAUCCACAAUGUCUUAGGCUCCAUCAUAAACCAAGAGCUGAAUACUGCCAAUGUUCACUCCAGCAUCGUAUGUAAGAAGUGUUUCAAGCUGCUUGACGAUAUUGAUGGCUUAGAAGGUCAGCUGGUCAACAUGAAGCAGGUAGUAUCCAGUAAAUAUACAAUGACUCUGGCAUUGGUAAAAAAAGGACUUGUUGGAAAAGCAGUCUUUGAGGAGCCUGCCAAACAACCACCUCCACCUCCUAAACCAAAGAAACCUAUAAAACCUCCCUUAACAGGUAAGACUUCAAAGCUGAAAGUUGCUGGCAGGAGAAAUCGACCACCUAAAGUGGGCAUGAUAUGGGUCAGAACAGCAUCAUCAAGCAUAAAAAGUUUUCACAAGUCAUCUUUAGUGAGAAUGCACAUUAAGUGUAGGGGAAGUUUCUAUCCUCGUACCAAUGAAAAGGUAACAAGAACAGAGGUACCAGAUGAUAAGGUGGAAUGGUCAGCAUCUUUCCAUGACUAUGCACCAAGGCAAUACACAGCUCCUCACAUUCUGGCUGGUCCUGAAUAUGCCGACCCUGAUAUCAGUUGCCCAGAAUUCAAGCCUUUAUGGAAUGCAGUAGAUGGAAAUAUCAAUCGUUGUUCACAUGAAGAAUCUUACAAUAUUGUAGAUGGAUACCCCAGGAACAUGCAUGGCCGUACAGGUAUUGCUGGCCGUGGAGCCCUUGGUCGUUGGGGACCUAAUCAUGCCGCCGACCCAAUUGUUACUCGGUGGAAAAUUUAUGACAAUGAGGUUGCUCAUGGUGAAACUGGGAAGCCCAUUCUGCAGUUUGUUUGUAUUCAGCGUAGAGAUAGUGGCGAAUGGGCCAUCCCAGGAGGCAUGGUGGACCCAGGAGAGCGAGUCAGUACUACACUUAUGCGGGAAUUCCAGGAAGAAGCUUUGAAUUGUUUAGAAAUGACACAUGAGCAGAAGAAACAAACUGAAGACAAGCUGAAGAACUUCUUCCAAGGAGGUGAAGAAGUGUACCGUGGCUAUGUUGAUGACCCACGUAAUACUGACAAUGCCUGGAUGGAAACAGUAGCUUACAACUUUCAUGAAAGUAGCCAGGAUGGUAUCCUAUAUAGUCUGCAACUGCAUGCUGGAGAUGAUGCACAAGCUGUUAAGUGGCAGGAUAUUAGCAGUCAGUUAAAUCUUUAUGCUAGUCAUAGAGACUUCAUUCAGAAAGUGGCUGAAAAGCACAAUGCACACUGGUGAAAAACCAUGUUAUUAGGAUUACUAAAAGCAUAUAGUUGCCUAUUUACAUUUGCAGGGUGAACUCUAGCUGCCCUCUUUUAACCCUUUGAGAGUUCAGACCCCUGAUCUGAGACUUGUCCACAGGGCCCAAGAAUUUUCAGACAAAAAUUUUUUUUAUUUUUUCUUAAGAAAUGGUAGAGAAUCUUUUUCUGAAGGUAAUAAAACAAAAAGUACAAAAUUUGAUGGAAAAUUGACGAAAUUACGCUAUCGCGAAUUUUGCUGUGUAAGCAGUAUUUAUGCAUUGGCAAUUCUGCCCACUUUGACUCUUAUUUUAGGCCAAUUACAUUGUUCAAGUCAACAAAAUUAUUAGCUAUUUUGCUUAUAUGUCUUACAUUUUAUCAAUUGAGCACAAGAAAGUGCCCAGUCAACUAUUUCAACCACCCAAUAAAGUGAUCAGAAAUUGGUAAUCGGGCCAAUUUCACACAAAUUUUAAAAUAUUCCAGUUUCAAAAUAAACAAUGCAAGCAUUCCUGGCACUAAAAUAUCAUUUCCUUCCUUCAUUAGUUACAUUUCCAGGCUUUACACAUGAAUUCCAUUUUGAUUUUUUAUUCACACAAAAAAUAGAAGAUUUACUGUUAUGAAAUAUUGUGAUAAUUGUGUAAAUAAUAUCAGUGCCAUCGUGAACGCAUGUUAGCUCCACCAGUUGAUGUGUGUUGAAUGCAUGAUGUGAUUUGUUUACUCUUGAACAUCAGCAAAAAUCAAACAUUUUCCCUAAUUGAGCUCAUUUUCAAGCUAUUUGGUCCUAAAACCAAUCAAAAUCAUCACUAUUUCUGUAAUAUAUCUUCCAUUUUAUCAAAAGAGACCAACAAACUGUAAAUACAAACAUAAAAACAGUACAAAAAUACACUGCAAAGUCGCUGCUUUUUUUUUUUCUCAUUAUGCACUGCGUGCUGUAGAAUUUUUUUUAUGUGGUGCACACUUAUCACAUAGACCCAUUCUCUCAUAUUUAGCCCCAGAUUUACCAUUUACAGCUUAUCUGCGCAAGUCGAGCUCACACCGUAGAACGACAGCACAGACCCUGGCUUCAAAGCUAUAGAACAAUGGCAUGGACCCUCAAGUGGUUAAUUUUCAAUGAAUUCGUAUUUGUAUAGCUUGUUCCACUUUCUUAGUGGCCUUACACCAAAGAAGUAUUUUCCCAUUAUCUUAGGGACUUGGUUAGGUGUGCAUUAUUAUGUAUUAUUAUUAUUAUAAUAAAAACCAAGUGGUAAAGGUUAGUUAUGCAAUUUCCAAAUACAAUCCCCAUUCCUUUGUAUUUUUCACUGGUAAGUUUGUCAUUGUCUACACCUUGUAGUAUUUCAUAUACACCUACCAUCCGACUUACGACCGUGUUUUUUAUGCCAAAUUUCUGGGAAAUAAGCAACUAUUUGUGUUGUACACAGUGUUUAUCCUAAACCUUACAGUAUAAAAUACAGUACUAACAACAUAAAAAGUAACGUAAAACAUGAAAUACCAAAAUAAAACAAUAAAAUAAAGUCAUUACAAAAAUGUUUUGUUGAUAUUCAGUAGUAAAGUUCGACUUACGACCAUUUCGACUUACGACCGGUUUCUCGGAACCGAACUCGGCCGUAAGUCGGAUGGUACGUGUACAUGUUAUUUUGAUCAUGAUAUUUUGAUCAAGGAUGUGUGAUGUCACCGUGGUUGUAAGAGAAAUAAAUGCGAGGGUCUUGGCAAGAGGCGUGGAGUUAAAAGAUAAAGAAUCACACAUAAAGUGGGAGUUGUCACAGUUGCUCUUUGCUGAUGACACUGUGCUCUUGGGAGAUUCUGAAGAGAAGUUGCAGAGAUUGGUGGAUGAAUUUGGUAGGAAAGAGUAAGGUUAUGAGGAUAACAAAAAGAUUAGGUGAUGAAAGAUUGUAUAUCAGAUUGGAGGGAGAGAGUAUGGAGGAGGUGAAUGUAUUCAGAUAUUUGGGAGUGGACAUGUCAGCGGAUGGGUCUAUGAAAGAUGAGGUGAAUCAUAGAAUUGAUGAGGGGAAAAGGGUGAGUGGUGCACUUAGGAGUCUGUGGAGACAAAGAACUUUGUCCUUGGAGGCAAAGAGGGGAAUGUAUGUAUGAUGAAUGUUGCAGCGAGGAGAAGGCUGGAGGCAGUGGAGAUGUCAUGUCUGAGGGCAAUGUGUGGUGUGAAUAUAAUGCAGAGAAUUCAUAGUUUGGAAGUUAGGAGGAGGUGUGGGAUUACCAAAACUGUUAUCCAGAGGGCUGAGGAAGGGUUGUUGAGGUGGUUCGGACAUGUAGAGAGAAUGGAGUGAAACAAAGUGACUUCAAGAGUGUAUCAGUCUGUAGUGGAAGGAAGGCGGGGUAGGGGUCGGCCUAGGAAAGGUUGGAGGGAAGGGGUAAAGGAGAUUUUGUGUGCGAGGGGCUUGGACUUCCAGCAGGCAUGCGUGAGCGUGUUUGAUAGGAGUGAAUGGAGACAAAUGGUUUUCAAUACUUGACCUGCUGUUGGAGUGUGAGCAAAGUAACAUUUAUGAAGGGAUUCAGGGAAACCGGCAGGCCGGACUUGAGUCCUGGCGAUGGGAAGUACAGUGCCUGCACUCUGAAGGAGGGGUGUUAAUGUUGCAGUUUAAAAACUGUAGUGUAAAGCACCCUUCUGGCAAGACAGUGAUGGAGUGAAUGAUGGUGAAAGUUUUUCUUUUUCGGGCCACCCUGCCUUGGUGGGAAUCAGCCAGUGUGAUAAUAAAAAAAUAAAAAAAAAUAA
Cherax quadricarinatus is the source of this 4353-nucleotide messenger RNA. The record is from RefSeq and is a predicted model, not a curated record. NCBI's taxonomy places the organism in Eukaryota, Metazoa, Arthropoda, Malacostraca, Decapoda, Parastacidae.